Messenger RNA from Tribolium castaneum (red flour beetle), 1548 nucleotides. RefSeq lists its product as uncharacterized. The transcript has 2 exons. Gene Ontology annotation, biological process: vesicle budding from membrane; late endosome to vacuole transport via multivesicular body sorting pathway. The coding region runs from base 148 to 1374 and encodes 408 amino acids. The record is from RefSeq and is a predicted model, not a curated record. NCBI's taxonomy places the organism in Eukaryota, Metazoa, Arthropoda, Insecta, Coleoptera, Tenebrionidae. Gene Ontology annotation, cellular component: multivesicular body; cytoplasmic side of plasma membrane; ESCRT III complex.
AAAUUAGCAAUUGUUCGAAUAUUCAGCAAAGGAAUGCGCAAUUUAAUCGCUCAAAAAAGUGGCGGCAGUGCGCCCUCUAGCGGCCGAUAAAAACAUUACGACGUAAACAAAUUUUGAGGUUAGAAGUGUGACAUGUAAAGUGCCUCGAUGUUAAAUAUCCCCGAAGACAAGUUGCCUCAAGAGUUCAAAGAUGAAGCCCGACUCGACUCCCUAUUUUCGCCCGUCCGCAGCGCCACCGUCAACCCCCGCGACUGGGACACGAAACUUACUUCUUGGAAACAUCUGAUUUCGCUAUAUUGCGUCAAUAAUGGGGUUUACAGCUUUACGUUAACUCAAUUGGGCCAGAAGUUCAUUCGAAAUGGACGGCCCCCGAGUUGUCUAGCUCUCGUGCUGGAGGAGUUGGUCAAAACUGGCGAUUUGCAGUAUUUGGAGGAUUUUCUGAAGGGGCCGCAAGGUUGGGGCAGCUGGGCUGCCGAUUUGCUAGUCAAAAAGCCGCUUUCGUGGUCGCUUAACACAGUCAAACGCACGUUAUUCACGACUCGAGUCAGUUCAAAUCGGACUUACGUCCACGUUGAGGUCAUUCGGCAAGAGGCGCAAAAAAUAGCUGCAAACCCUAAUAAAGUCCUAAAUUUCGGCGAGUUUUUGAAAUACGUCAAUAAAGAUUUGAGUCAAGCUGAGGACAUGAAACUUUUAGUUCACUAUCUUGUGCGUGAGAAAAAGGCAAACGUUUAUAAUUUGAAACCGAAUACGUUUGAAGUGGAGUCGUUUCUUAUCAAACUGGGAACAAACCCGAUUUCGGAGUUUGAUAUUGCGCUUUAUGUUUUGGAACAAAACGAGAAGUUGUUCACCAAACACGUUGCGGAUCUGGAAGAUGAAAUUUCAGAUUGUGUUAAAGAAGUGAAAGGUCAUUUAUUGAAAAAUCAUAGACAAUUGGCCAAAACUUGCCUUAAGAAAAAACACGAGAUUGAAAAACGUCUCACACAUAAGGUCAAUGCCUUGCAUAAUAUACAAGUGUUGAUUGAGAAACUCAAAGACGUCCAUACUGACUCAAACGUGUGGCAGUCCUACAAACAUGCCCUUUCUGCCUUUAAUGCAACCUUCAAAGAGACCGGUUUGAGUGAGGACGCCGUUGAAGACACCAUGCUCAAAUUAGGAGAAAUGUUGGACAUCCAAGAGGAGAUUCAAACUGCGAUUUCUGGUCCUGUCUCAAACGAAAACGAUGAUUUGGAGGAAGAAUUAGCAGAACUGAUGAAAAGUGAAGACGAAUCAAAAAGUACCACCGACUUGGAGGCGCAAUUGGCCAAUUUGGACAUCACGGACUUGCCAGAAUUACCCAACCCAGAUGUGUCAUUAAAAGAAGCCUCUAUACAUUAAUUGAUUUAUAAUUGUUUUAUUUUAAAUAAAGUUUAUAAAACCACGUUAUACAAAAUAAUCAAGGACUGUGAGUUGGCAGCUUUGAAUUUUGUUUUAAUACAACUGAAUUGUUGCCAGCUGACAGUCAUUCUUGAUCACUCGGUAGAAACAGCAAAUAAACUGCAGUUUCUUGUA